CUUUCAGACAGCCGAACAAUCUUCCGUCAAGGUGGGAUUUCCUCCGGCUAAGCUUAGUUAAAUUUAUAUUUGUUUAUAAACAAGAUCGUCACUUAGUGUUUCUGCCGGGAGAUAGCCUUCAUGGUCGGGUUCAAACGAGAUAGAUUGUCAGUCAUACCGGGAACGGCAAUCAGUGAGGAUGCGAAGUUUAAUCUCUCAGUUGAUAAUAUGUGCCCUGUUCGUCAUAGAGACGCACCAAUUGCUUCCGAUUUGGGGUGUUGUGACAAAUUGUACCAUUCCAAAUGAGUCCGAAAUGGGCGAGUGCGAACUUCCCGCGGAUUGUCCGGCUUUUCAAGACAUUAACGAUGUGAACAGCAUUGGAAAUGUGAGCCGGUUGAGUUUCGUGAGUCAACUUCAGUGUUCGGGGUUGGCAGACGGGAAGAUUUGCUGCCCCCGAAGAGGAUCGUACGCCAAUCCGUGGAUAAGCAUGACAAAUAUAACGAAGAGAGUGCGGAAUAAGCCCGUUUCAGUGAGUCAACGAGUUGGGAUCCGUGUUGAAGUUCCAUGUGGCGAACCGGACUACGAAGUGCAGGUCAAUAGCGGGGAAAUUGCCAAAAUUGACGACUUUCCUUGGAUGGCUAUGUUGAUCUACGAAAAAGCAAUGAAUCCUGUGACUCCCGGUUGCGGAGGGGCGUUGAUCAGUAGAUCUUUUGUCAUUACGGCAGCACACUGCUUAACGGGACCUAUCGUACACAAGAAAGGCGCCUUGAAGAUUGUCCGCGUAGGCGAGUACGACAUUCACAAUGAUCCGGACUGCGUUGUAGAUGGUCAAUACGCCGACUGCACUGAUGGAAUAAUAGAUGUGAAGCCAAAACGCAUCAUCGUUCACCCGGACUACAAAGCGGACAGCGUUAGUCAACAUCAUGAUAUUGGUCUGAUUGAGUUGGAUCAACCGGUCGAGUUUACAACUUUCAUCCGCCACAUUUGCUUGCCAGACAAGGGCAGUGGAAAAAUAGCUACCAAGUUUAGCGUUUGCGGUUGGGGUCGAACGGACUUCUUCAGCAGAGGCAAAGGCACUAAUGUUCCAAGUCCGAUAAAAUUGAAAACGUCACUUCCUUACUUCGACCACGGAAAAUGCUCGGAAAUCUAUCAACAACAACGGCUUCAGCUGAUCAACGGGCAAAUUUGCGCAGGAGGGCGCAAUGCUCGUGAUACCUGCUCCGGAGACAGCGGAUCUCCGUUGAUGUCCUUCGACACGAAGAAAGCAGCUUGGAUCUUAUCUGGAUUGGUAAGUAUGGGUCCACAAAAUUGUGGAACUGUUGGCAAACCGGGAAUUUACACCAAUGUCAACGAAUAUGUGCCAUGGAUAAAAUCAAAUGCUCAUUUGUAGUACUUUAUAUUUAUUUAGUGCAAAACAAUAAAUGAAAUAAGGUAUAAACCA
Aedes aegypti (yellow fever mosquito) is the source of this 1420-nucleotide messenger RNA. Its product is annotated as serine protease easter. Gene Ontology annotation, molecular function: serine-type endopeptidase activity. The transcript is spliced from 2 exons. Gene Ontology annotation, biological process: proteolysis. NCBI's taxonomy places the organism in Eukaryota, Metazoa, Arthropoda, Insecta, Diptera, Culicidae. The record is from RefSeq and is a predicted model, not a curated record. The coding region runs from base 179 to 1369 and encodes 396 amino acids.